CAGGCCAAUUUUGGACAGCGUACCGGAAGUAAACAUAAAAUGGGUCGCAGUCGCGGCAGUGGAGCAGAAUAAGGAAUAAUUGUUUUUGUAAUAGUAAAAAUGGACCGCUUUUCGUGGUCAAAUGGGCUCUUAGAAAUAAACGAAACUUUAGUGAUCCAGCAACGAGGUGUCAGACUGUAUGACGGUGAUGAUAAGGCUAAGCUGGAUGUUGGAGUUGCCUUGUUGAGCACCCAUCGGUUGAUAUGGAGGGACGUUAAAAGUCAUGAAUGUUGCAUAGCCAUGCCCCUGUCACAGAUCAUCUUCUUUGAGGAGCAGGCUGCAGGAAUAGGAAAGAGUGCAAAAAUAGUUAUCCACCUGCACGCAACACCUGGCAACAAGGAGCCAGGUCCCUACCAACACAGCAAGUACUCCUUCAUCAAGCUGUCCUUCAAAGAACAUGGGCAGAUUGAGUUUUACAGGAGGCUAACAGAGGAAAUGACUCAGAAGAGAUGGGAGAAUACACCAGUUUCCCAACCCAUCCCCACAGGAACCGGCUCUCAGGCAGGAAGGGUCCGUGCAGUGGGGAUUGUUGGCAUUGAGAGGAAGAUAGAGGAGAAGAGGAAAGAAACAGACAAAAACAUUUCUGAGGCCUUUGAGGACCUCAGUAAGCUAAUGGUGAAGGCCAAAGAGAUGGUGGAGCUGUCCAGAUCUAUAGCCAGUAAGAUCAAAGACAAGCAGGGAGACAUAACAGAAGACGAGACAAUCCGGUUUAAGUCCUACCUACUGAGCAUGGGUAUUGCUGACCCUGUUACCAGAGAAACACAUGGAUCAGGUACACAUUACCAUUUGCAGCUGGCUAAGCAACUGGGAGAUAUGCUACAGGCCCCACUAGAGGAGCGUGGGGGUAUGAUGGCUCUCACUGAGGUGUACUGUCUUGUCAACCGUGCUAGAGGGAUGGAGCUUUUAUCACCAGAAGAUUUAGUAAACGCAUGCAAGAUGUUUGUAUCAUUGAAGCUCCCGUUGAGGCUGCGUGUGUUUGACAGUGGUGUGAUGGUGGUCCAGCUGCAGUCUCACAGCGAAGAGGAAAUGAUAGCCUCAGCACUGGACAAUGUGUCAGACAAAGGCUCUUUGACAGCAGAGGAGUUUGCAAAGCUCUUGGGUCUCUCUGUUCUUCUGUCUAAAGAGCGGUUGUUGCUGGCUGAGAAGAUGGGCCACCUGUGUAGGGAUGACUCUGUUGAGGGUUUGAGAUUCUACCCAAACCUCUUUUGACCCAUUUACAGUCAUUAUUGUUGAGAUAGAAAAAAAUAACUUAAUCUGGGCUGCACUGUCUCUACUGAGUGCAUUAAAACAAUCUACAACUACAUGUACAUACUAAUGAACAGCAGCAGAGUGCCUGCUGUACUGUACUGUCUGGUUAUGAUUAUUGAACAGUUGGUGUUCUGUUUGUGGUAGAUCUCUGCAAAUCCACUGUAGGUACUACCAGCUAUUUUCUAUCUAGGUCUAAGAGCGAGACUGUCUUUAAAGUUUAUCAAAAAUAUACUUUUCCAGAAACUGUUCAAGAAACUGCAAAUACUCGACAUGCAGCAAAGUAUUCCCAGGUUCGCUGUGUGGUCAUCAAGUGAUCAUCAUGUGUAUUUAGUAACAAACGGGUUUGGGUAAACUGACUUAAUGGGAUAUUCAGUGUACAUUUUUUGCACCACUUUGAUUUAGAAUUUCAUUGAUGACACUUUCUUGUGUCGCACAGCUUAUACCUUUUUACAAGUAUUGUCGACUGUUAGGAAAAGCCCAUAGCCACUGAUCACAUGUUUUCCUCAGUAAAAAAUACAUUUAUGUAAUAAAUGAUUAAGAAAUAUA
This is a messenger RNA of Siniperca chuatsi (mandarin fish), 1833 nucleotides long. It is a transcript of the gene vps36, whose product is annotated as vacuolar protein sorting 36 homolog. Gene Ontology annotation, molecular function: ubiquitin binding; phosphatidylinositol-3-phosphate binding. The coding region runs from base 100 to 1248 and encodes 382 amino acids. Lineage: Eukaryota; Metazoa; Chordata; Actinopteri; Centrarchiformes; Sinipercidae. Gene Ontology annotation, biological process: protein transport to vacuole involved in ubiquitin-dependent protein catabolic process via the multivesicular body sorting pathway. Gene Ontology annotation, cellular component: late endosome membrane; ESCRT II complex. The record is from RefSeq and is a predicted model, not a curated record. The transcript has 14 exons.